Messenger RNA from Poeciliopsis prolifica (blackstripe livebearer), 7120 nucleotides. Its product is annotated as semaphorin-5B-like. The record is from RefSeq and is a predicted model, not a curated record. Bases 286 to 3564 code for a protein of 1092 amino acids. Lineage: Eukaryota; Metazoa; Chordata; Actinopteri; Cyprinodontiformes; Poeciliidae. Gene Ontology annotation, molecular function: chemorepellent activity; semaphorin receptor binding. The transcript has 23 exons. Gene Ontology annotation, biological process: positive regulation of cell migration; negative regulation of axon extension involved in axon guidance; axon extension.
GUACCAAGUUUCCCCUCGUGGUUUUUAUACCGCUCUCUUUCCCUCCCGUCAUGUGAAGCACCGUGAUCUGCACCGCUUAUCAUUUUUUCUGCACUCUGGAUGCAAGGAUGAGCAAACAGACCCCAGAACAUCAGGCCUCUCUGUUGCUGGGCCGUGCACCGUCUCAUUUGCAAAGCCACAACACAAAAGCGAGGCCAGCAGUGGAAGCAGCGUUUCCCUCCCCACUUCAUUGAGCAACAAUGUGAUUCUUGCGGACCUGCAUUAGGACUGAAUGUGGUUGUAACUAUGGUAACGACAGGGUGGAGGGCAUGGACCCUCUCCCCUUGUGGACUCAUGCUGGUCAUUGGUUGGUCUGUGAGUUUGUCCCAGCGCCAGAACGUCAGUCUUGCAGACUGCAGCAGGAAAGAGCAUCCCGUUGUCUCCUAUCAAGAUUUGAGGAUGUGGAUGUUUGAGUUUUCCUAUCCAGGAGUGAAGGAUUUCUCCCAGCUGGCCAUGGACAUGAGCAGAAACCAACUAAUUGUAGGGGCAAGAAACUUCCUCUUCCGGCUGAGUUUAAGCAACACCUCCCUCAUACAGGCAACCGAAUGGUCUCCUGAUGAAGACACAAAGCGCUCGUGUCAAAGCAAGGGGAAAUCUGAGGACGAAUGUCAAAACUACAUCCGGGUUUUGCUCAUCAAUGGGAGAAUGCUCUUCACAUGUGGAACAAAUGCUUUCACGCCUGUCUGUGUAUCUAGGCAGAUUUCCAACACCAGUCAUGUUCUGGACACAGUGAACGGUGUCGCCCGCUGUCCCUACGACCCCCGCCACAACUCCACUGCCAUGGUGACACAGAGGGGGGAACUGUACGCCGCCACGGUGAUCGAUUUCUCCGGACGCGACCCGGUCAUCUACAGAAGUCUGGGGAACAUGCCACCUCUUCGGACCGCCCAGUACAACUCCAAAUGGCUCAAUGAGCCUCAUUUUGUGUCUGCCUAUGAAAUCGGCCGGUUUGCCUACUUCUUCCUGAGAGAGACUGCAGUGGAAAACGACUGUGGGAAAACGGUGUUCUCUCGGGUGGCACGAGUCUGUAAGAACGAUGUGGGGGGACGGUUCUUGUUGGAAGACACCUGGACCACCUUCAUGAAGGCUCGCCUGAACUGCUCACGCUCAGGCGAAAUCCCUUUCUACUUCAAUGAGCUGCAGAGCACCUUCCACUUGCCGGAGCAAGACGUCAUUUAUGGCAUCUUUACCACAAAUGUAAACAGCAUAUCAGCAUCGGCUGUUUGUGCCUUCAACCUGAGCUCCAUCACUUUGGCUUUCAAUGGACCCUUUCGCUUCCAGGAGAACCCCCGCACUGCCUGGCUCUCUACUCCAAACCCUAUUCCCAAUUUCCAGUGCGGCACACUGGAGGAAGACGGCCCCGGAGGGAACCUAACAGAGCGUAGUCUUCAGGACGCACAGCGGCUUUUCCUCAUGAGUGACGUCGUCCAGCCAAUCACCACUGACCCCUUUCUUACCCAGGACAAUGUCCGCUUCUCCAAGCUGGUGGUGGACAUUGUGCAAGGCCAGAGUGCUCUCUACCACGUCAUGUACAUUGGCACAGAGUAUGGCAGCAUCCUGAAGGCUUUGGCCACAACCAACAAAAGCCUUCAUGGCUGCUACCUUGAAGAGCUCCGGAUCCUCCCAGAGGGGCAAAGGGGAACAAUAAAGAGUCUGAAAAUCCUGCAGAAGGACAGGUCGCUGUUCGUGGGCCUCAACGACAGACUGGUGAAGAUCCCAUUGGAACGCUGCUCAAGUUAUUCAACCGAGCGGAGCUGCCUGGAGGCUCGGGAUCCUUACUGCGGAUGGGAUCUGGAGCAGAAACUAUGCACCACCAUUGAGGGAAGUUCCAACAUGAACCAUUGGAUCCAAAACAUCACCGAAUGCCCAGUGAGGAACUUGACGCAGGAUGGUGGGUUUGGUCCCUGGGCAGUGUGGCAGCCUUGUAACCAUGACGAUGGUGAGGGCACUUUCAGCAGCUGCAAGUGUCGGUCCCGCUCGUGUGACGGACCGGUGGCCAGAUGUGGAGGGGUUGAAUGCAAAGGUCCAACCAUCCAAGUGGCGAACUGCUCCAGAAAUGGUGGCUGGACUCCUUGGUCCUCCUGGGGUCAGUGCAGCAGCAGCUGUGGCAUCGGAUUUGAGGUGAGGCAGCGGUCCUGCAACAACCCCUCGCCUCGCCAUGGCGGUCGAAUAUGCGUCGGUCAGGGUCGGGAGGAGCGGCUGUGCAAUGAGAAAAAGCUGUGUCCUCUGCCUGUGUUGUGGACAGCCUGGGGUCCCUGGGCUCAUUGCAGCGCUGAUUGUGGUGGAGGGGUCCAGUCCAGGUCUAGAACCUGUGAGAAUGGGAACACCUGCCCUGGAUGUGCAAUGGAGUAUAAAGUCUGCAACUUGGAGAGCUGUCCUGAGGUGCGUCGCAACACCCCCUGGACACCCUGGAUGCCGGUCAAUGUCAGCCACGACGGGUCCCGCCAGGAGCAGAGAUUCAGAUACACCUGCCGGGCGCCACUUCAUGACCUCCAGCAACUCCAGCUGGGCAAGAAGAAGCUGGAGACCCGCUUCUGCCCGAACGACGGCUCCGGAGCUUGCCAGACUGACUCUCUGGUUGAAGAGUUGGUGCGGACCAGUGGCAGAACUACGUCCCAACCCCAAGGUGCCCGAUGGGGACCAUGGGAAAUGUGGUCCAGCUGCUCUCAGCAGUGUUCCAGAGGUUUCCGGACCAGAAAACGUAGCUGCUCCACGUCAGAAGGAAGGACCAACCUGGCAGCUUGUGCUGGAUCUCCGGUGGAGUAUCAGGACUGUAAUGCUCACCCCUGCCCAGUGAGUGGAGCCUGGUCAUGCUGGUCUGCCUGGACCCAGUGUUCAUCCAGCUGUGGAGGCGGCCACCAUCAGCGAACUCGGACAUGCAGCAGCCCGGCCCCUGCAAAUGGAGGGGACAUUUGCAUCGGCCUGCACACAGAGGAGGCCCUCUGUAAUAUACACCCCUGUGAAGGCUGGGGUGAAUGGAUGGACUGGGGCGAGUGUGAUGACGAGGGUGUGCAGCAUCGCAGCCGGCGUUGUGGGGAGGAGCAGGAGGCUGAGGCCAGCCUCUGCCAGGGAAACCUCACUCAGUCCAGGCUAUGUCAGCCACAUGAGGUACCAGUUAUUUUACCCGGGCAGGAGAACCAGAGCUGUGGAAAUUUCACCUUGUUCCAGUUGGUGGCAGUGGGCCUCGCCAGCUUCUUCGCUGCAGCUCUCCUCUCAGCGCUGGCAUACUCGUACUGCCACCACCUGAACCGGCCGUCGGCAGAGUCUGCCGUCAUCCACCCCAGCACACCCAACCACCUGACGUACAACAAGCAGGGCAAUGCCGCGCCAAAGAACGAGAAGUACAUCCCCAUGGAGUUCAAGACGCUAAACAAGAACAACCUCCAUGUCAACGACGAGACGUGCAACCACUUCUCCUCCCCGAUGGCGUCCAGCAACAUGUUCACCGCCACCUACUACCCUCCCUGUGUGAGCAAGUACGACUUCCACCCCGACUCGCCCUGCAGGUCCUACAUGCACAGCUGAGAGGAGCAGUUUCUAUGCCAACAUAACCAGAAAACUUCCUGAAAGUUAAAAACAUCUUCCUGGCUGUUGGAAUUUUUUUUUAUUGGGUGCAGUUUCCUCCCAAUCACCAGAAACAUCCUAAUUAAGGACAAAUAUCCAAACAGUUUUCAGUUAACAUCUACUAUUAUGAAUUAUAAAGAACAUCAUUGAAAAUAAAUGUCACUUAUUUCAGAAAUUCAAUUCAAAAAGUGGAUAUUUUGAGGCACUACAGGCUCAGUAAUAUUUAUUUAUUUUAAAUUUGGUAAUACUGGAUGUAAUGAACACCCAAAAGUUUUGGAAAACUUGAUUGUUGCACAAAACCAAUGAAACAAGGGAAAUCUGGCUUCCUAUUCAUUAUAUAUUUCACCACAUUAUUGGAAAGUUGAGUGGAAGGAAAAGGUUCAACUAAAAAAACGGCAUAAUAAAUUUUGAGUUCUAUCAGCAGCCAAUAUUGCAUUCAUAUAGUAAUUCAUGCAAAAGGAGCCCUGACCAAAUAGUAUGUGGGAAUACUUCUCAGUUGGGUGACAUUUCUGUAUUUAAAAAACAAAACAAACAUCUUUAAUACACUUUUCAAUAGAAUAUAUUUUUUAAGUUUUUCCUCAGCUGUAAACCACAGUCAUCACAACGAACAGAAAUCUACUCUCAAAAUACAUUUAGCGCGUAAUAAGUCUACAUAAAAUAUGACUUUCACUCUUUGAAUGGAAUUUCUGAAGCAAACGUCUCGAUAUCCAAAUUCAUAGAGAUCCACCCAUAGAAAGAAGAAGAAGACCUUCCUCUGGUCUCAAACAUCAUGUCAAUCACAAACAAAGAGCUGCCUUUGGUCAGGCUGACUCAAGAGCCACCCAGACGUCAUUGCCAGAGGCUCAGGGGAAUCAAAACAAAAAUGUUCUCGCCUUCAACUCCACAAGCAGGAUGUGUUGUUUUAUGAACUCUGAAAACUAAAAAUGGCUGCUGACAUUCUGCACUGAUGUUCUGGCGGAGUGACAGAGCGGUUUCAACUCUGGGAAACCAACUCUUAAUAGGAACCAUCAGGAUUUCUUACACCCUGUUGAGCAACAGACUGGUUCACAAGGUAUAACACAUGCUAACAGACAUGCACUCUCUGAAAGGAUUUCUGCUUUGACGUGCGGAUCUGUGGCUCACUUGCUUUAAUUUUCGUGUCAAAACUACAAUGAAAAGAAGACGAAACAGAAAACUUAAAUGUUUUUAAUCAGCAGAAUGGUGUUCAGUGGUGGAAUAUUCAUGGAUGUGAACAUAAAAUUCAAUCAAGCUAUAUUUGAGGCAUUUCCAGUCCUGGUCAGAAGUUUCCAUACUUCUUUGAUUCAAGGUUUUAAAAAUGGAUUUAACAUGUCCUUCCAGAAUAGAGGGGUUAUACAACAACUAUCCUGAGAAAGGUUUGCAUUUAUUGUGUUUUUAAUCCACAGAGAAUCAAACUUACAGGCUUAAAUUUAUACACAAGCAAAAACAGCAGUGGUUUGACUGCAGCUUGCUUAAAGAGACCAAAUGUUAAUGGUAAAAUCUAUAGUAAAUUGAAAAGAUUCGAAAUGCUGUUGCAGUUGCAAGUUUUAUACUUAUUUGCAAAAUAACGGAUCAAAUAAAUCCCCAUUAACCCCAAGUUAUUGACAUUUAUUACAGUAAAUGUACAUAUAAACUUCUGAAUGAAACUGUACUGUAUAUAGAAUAUUUAUUUGGUUAAGGAAGUUUCCCCAUCUGUGGUUUUGAGCAAUAUCUCUGAUGAUAAAGUAAAAUUCAGACACAUUCAAGACUUUUUGUUGUUGUUGUUAUUUCAUGUGAAUCACACAUUUUCUUAAAUUACAAACAAUUCAGCUUUGUUCCUCAAACUGAGUAGAUACAAAUCAAUAAUAUAAUCAUGUCACAAAUGAAAAAAAAAAAACAAUUAAGUUACUAUAUCGUGUGUAAAUAUUGUUUUUAUGUGCUGCCUCUUAAGUUUUGGGGAUUUGAAGCUAUUUCUUAGAGAUCAUAUAUUGUUCGAUUAAUGAGAAACAAAAACAAACAUUUAAACAAAAGUUUUACAUCCUUUGUAUACAGUGUUCUGAAAAAGUAUUUGCCCCCAUUCAGAUUUUCUCUCCUUUUUUGCUUUUUCAGUUAGACUUAUUUUAAUGCUUCAUUUUGUUGAUUUUUUUGUUUUUAGACAAAAGAAUUGAGGCCAUUUUCAAAUUCUUAGUUAGCAAAUAAAGGAAAUUAUUGGUAACUAUACUGACCACUCAAUUGCUGCAAAAUGCUUAAACUUUAUAGAAAAAUUCUUUAAUUUACAGUAUAAGUGAAAUUGAGGAGUGCCGCCAUCAAAUUAAAGGUAAAUAGAUCCAUGCAUAUUCAGACUAAGGUUAAAAAAAUAUAUGUAACUACAUAAAACGAGAUGGUAAAGUAAGACCAAAAUUAUAGAAAAGUAAUACAGUAGAGCUACUUCAAAUAGCAUUCUUGUUUUAAUUAGAAAGAUACAAAAUAUGAUAUGUUGAGAAUAAGCAUCAACAAGCAUUAGUAGCAGAUUUGCCACAAAAGGUUAAAGUCCUGGUAGUUUUAAAGUAUAAAUAAAAUACAUUUGAAAGGAGGAAAAAAUGGUUUCAGUGCACUGUGCCUUACUUAAGGUUGUGAAAUUCUGUAUUAUUAUCAUAUAAUUUUCCCAAAGUAUGAAUUUAUCCUAGGAUUUCUGCUUUGGGACUCAUUAAGCAAAGAUGUCAUUAAUAACGCCAGAGAUAUUCAAACUCUCAAACAUUUUCGCACUUUUUAGCUGAAAUUACACAUUUUUCUCUGUAUCUGGUGCCAAAUGACAUUGUUUCUUUGACGGAUAUCUUUUCUGAAUAUGUUAGAAAUUAGAUGAUUUUGUAAAAUAGCAAAAGAAAUUGUACCGUUUUAAGUUGAUGACAAAUUUUGUUCACUUCUUUGCUGAUGUAGCACUACUUGUACUAUACCUGCCCUUAACUAAAAAAAAGUUAUUUUUGUGACCUUUAUCUAAAUCAAAAUGAGCAAGAAAUUGUGUUUUUUUGUUUGCUUGUUUGUUUCUGUGCCAUGUUUAUAUCACUGUGUGUGUCUAAAUCACAAAUCUGACUAUAAUGAGACACCCUCUCAAAGAUAGAGCCUUGCAAAAGCUUUCAACCAGUAGUACUAUUUCUCCAGAAGAAAAGUAUAACCACAGCAUGAUGCCAUCACUGCUAUGUUUCACAAUGGAGUUCUGGCUGCUUCUUUGUAUUGGUCUUUCAUGUGAACUGGAGUCUGUGGUUACAACCUCAUAAAUGUGAAAAAGGUUCAAGAGGAGUGAAUACUUUUGCAAAUGUUGAGAUAAGAAGCAGAAAACACCUAAUUUGGAUAGAGAUCUGUUGAACUUAAUUCAGUAUCCUCCUCACACUUUGCUCAAAGAGCCCUAAAAGUAUUUUUUUUUGCCCUAAAAAAAACUCGCUUGAUGUGAAUUUGACUGAACACUGCCUUUUUUUGGACACUGUAAACUUUUGGUACUCUAUAUUUUUGUAUGAUGUAUACUGUGAAAAGAAAAAUCCAGGUGAAUAAAUGACUUAUGAUGCCA